UUCCCCUGCAUUUUCUAGUCAAUCCAUUUCCCACCGGAAAAACCAACACCAACAAACAAUGGCUUCCACCUCCAGCUCCAACUUCACUCCUUUCCGAUAGCCGCGUCACCAUGGACUCCGUUCUCGCCCUCCGCUCCCUCCCCAGCUGCUUCGCGCCGUCCCGAAAUCCCCGCUUCUCAAACUUCGCCGCAAACCGCCGCAUCAAAAUCCAAACUUUCGCUUCGAAAUUCCCGAAAACACCGCGAAUUCCACUCUCGAUUCCGCGCAAUACCCGCCUUUUUAGCCUUCUAGAAGCUUCCAGAAGUGUCGGCUCCGGGGAAGAAGAAAGGCCGGCUCUUUCCGCCGAACGCAUUGCCAGGCAGGUAGUGUUGGGGCUGUUCUGCUUUGUUUUCGGGUUUGCGCAGUUUCGGGCGGGUCGGAGUGUUGCGGUCGCGGCGCCGCUGGUUUCGGAGGCGGUUUUGGAUAAGGAGGAGGUGAAAUAUGAGUACUCGGAGUAUACGAAGAGGCUGCUGGAGACGGUGGGUGCGUUGCUGAAGAGUGUAGAUGAGGUUAGAGGAGGAAAUGGGGAUGUGAAGCUCGUCGAGGCGGCAUGGAAAGCGGUGAGGGGGAAGAAGGAUGAGGUGCAGGACGAGAUAUUGGGUAGGCUCCAUGGGGAGCUGCGAGAGUUGAGGAGGGAGAAGGAGGGGCUGGUAAAGCGGUCCGACGAGGUUGUGGCCGAGGUGGUGAAGGUGAAGAGGGAAUUGGAGAAGUUGGCGGGCAAUGCGGGUGAGGAGAAGUCUAAGGAGAUGGAGGAGAGGAUGGAAGAGAGGCUGGGGAGUCUGGAGGAGGAGUAUAAUGGGAUUUGGGAGAAGGUUGGAAAGAUUGAGGAUCGGAUUUUGAGGAGAGAGACGGCGGCAUUGAGUUAUGGAGUGAGGGAACUUUGUUUUAUUGAGAGGGAAUGUGAGCAGUUGGUUCAGAGUUUUACCCGCCAAAUGAGGAGGAAGAAUGUUGAGAGUGUGCCAAAAGACUCGGUUACCAAGCUUUCUAAAUCUGAUAUACAGAAAGACUUGGAAAAUGCACAAAGAAAUAAUUUGGAGCAAAUGAUUCUGCCAAAUGUUGUGGAAGUUGAUGAUCCGGGACCCCUCUUUAAUUCGACGGAUUUUGCUAAACGUAUAAAACAAGGCCUUAAAGAAUCAAGGGAGCUGCAAAAAAAGACUGAGGCUCAAAUAAGGAAAAAUAUGAAGAAGUUCGGCAGCGAAAAGCGUUUUCUUGUAAAAACACCAGAGGAUGAGGUGGUGAAGGGAUUUCCGGAAGUUGAAUUGAAGUGGAUGUUUGGAGAUAAGGAGGUUGUGGUUCCGAAAGCUGCUGGCCUCCAUUUGUUCCAUGGGUGGAAGAAGUGGCGUGAAGAUGCUAAGGCAGACCUUAAAAGAAAUCUAUUAGAAGAUGUUGAUUUUGGUAAACAGUAUGUGGCCCAGAGACAGGAACUAAUUCUUCUGGACCGCGACAGGGUGGUGUCGAAGACGUGGUACAAUGAGGAAAAGAAUAGAUGGGAAAUGGAUCCAGUAGCUGUUCCUUUCUCCGUGUCAAAGAAACUAGUGGAGCAUGCCCGAAUUAGGCAUGAUUGGGGUGCCAUGUAUAUUGCACUCAAGGGCGACGACAAGGAAUAUUAUGUUGACAUUAAGGAAUUUGAAAUGCUAUUUGAAGAUUUUGGAGGGUUUGAUGGGCUGUACAUGAAAAUGCUUGCCUGUGGUAUUCCAACUGCUGUUCACCUGAUGUGGAUUCCUCUUUCUGAGUUGGAUAUCCGUCAACAAUUUCUCUUGCCCAUAAGGCUGUCUCAUCAAUUGUUUAAUGCAUUGUGGAAUACUAGAGCAGUAUCGUAUACAAGAGAUUGGGUUCUUCAGAAGUUCAAAAAUAUAAAUGACGACAUAAUGAUGACAAUAGUUUUUCCUCUUGUGGAGAUUAUACUACCCUACUCUGUAAGAAUACAGUUGGGGAUGGCAUGGCCCGAGGAAAUUGAUCAAGCUGUUGACUCAACAUGGUACUUGAAAUGGCAAUCUGAGGCAGAAAUGAAUCAUAAAUCCAGAAGAACAGAUGACAUCCAAUGGUAUUUUUGGUUUCUCGUGAGAAGCGCCAUAUACGGAUAUGUUUUAUUUCAUCUCUUUCGUUUUAUGAAGAGAAAAAUUCCCAGAUUUCUUGGUUACGGGCCAUUACGCAGAGAUCCAAACAUGCGGAAAUUGCAGAGAGUGAAAUAUUAUCUUAAUUACCGGGUGAGGACAAUUAAAGGUAACAAAAAGGCUGGUGUUGAUCCUAUAACAAGGGCUUUCGAUCAAAUGAAGAGGGUGAAGAAUCCACCAAUACCGUUGAAGGACUUCGCCAGUAUUGAAUCCAUGAAAGAGGAAAUUAACGAAGUUGUGGCAUUUCUGAAAAAUCCUGGUGCAUUUCAAGAAAUGGGUGCCCGUGCACCUCGGGGGGUUCUGAUUGUAGGGGAGAGGGGAACAGGAAAGACAUCUCUAGCACUGGCUAUAGCUGCUCAAGCUAAGGUGCCUGUUGUUAACAUUAAAGCUCAAGAGUUGGAGGCUGGACUGUGGGUUGGGCAAAGUGCAUCAAAUGUUAGGGAGCUGUUUCAAACAGCGAGAGAACUGGCACCUGUAAUCAUAUUUGUGGAGGAUUUUGACCUCUUUGCUGGUGUACGUGGAAAAUUUAUCCACACUAAAAAUCAGGAUCACGAGGCUUUUAUUAAUCAACUGCUUGUGGAACUUGAUGGGUUUGAGAAACAAGAUGGGGUUGUAUUGAUGGCUACUACUGGUAAUCUCAAGCAAAUUGAUGAGGCCUUACAGCGCCCUGGUCGCAUGGAUAGAGUAUUUCAUCUUCAAAGGCCAACUCAAGCAGAAAGGGAGAAGAUAUUACAUAUGGCUGCAAAAGAAACAAUGGAUAGUGAACUAAUUGAUUUUGUAGACUGGAGAAAGGUUGCUGAAAAGACAGGUCUUUUGCGACCUAUAGAAUUAAAGCUGGUGCCUGCAUCCUUGGAAGGUAGCGCUUUUAGGAGCAAAUUUCUUGAUACAGAUGAACUUCUGAGCUACUGUAGUUGGUUUGCGACUUUCAGCACUUUCAUUCCUGAAUGGGCGAGGAAAACCAAAAUUGGCAAAAAGCUAAGCAAAAUGCUGGUGAAUCAUCUAGGGCUAGCAUUGACUAAAGAAGAUCUGCAGAGUGUGGUUGAUCUGAUGGAGCCAUAUGGUCAGAUAACCAAUGGAAUCGAACUUCUAAACCCUCCUCUUGAGUGGACAAGGGAUACCAAGUUCCCACAUGCUGUUUGGGCUGCUGGUCGUGGUCUCAUUGCCCUUCUAUUGCCAAACUUCGAUGUAGUCGAUAAUAUAUGGCUGGAGCCAUUGUCUUGGCAGGGAAUCGGAUGCACAAAAAUAACCAAGGUGAAAAAUGAAGGGUCCGGGAGCGCGAAUUCUGAAUCAAGAUCAUAUCUUGAAAAGAAGCUUGUAUUUUGUUUUGGUUCACAUGUUGCAUCACAAAUGCUACUGCCUUUUGGGGAAGAGAACUUUCUUUCUUCUUCAGAGUUAACGCAGUCACAGGAGAUAGCUACACGGAUGGUCAUUCAGUAUGGUUGGGGGCCUGAUGAUAGUCCGGCAAUAUAUUAUCGCACGAAUGCGUCUACUGCUUUAAGCAUGGGGAACAACCAUGAGUAUGAGAUGGCAGCUAAAGUUGAAAAGAUAUACGAUUUAGCAUAUUAUAAAGCGCAAGAAAUGCUUCACAAAAAUCGUCGAGUUCUUGAAAAAAUAGUUGAUGAGUUGCUUGAGUUUGAAAUCUUGACUGGAAAGGAUUUGCAAAGAAUUUUUGAAGAAAAUGGAGGUGUUCGGGAAAAAGAGCCCUUUUUCCUUUCUGGAUCUCAUGAUAGGGAGCCACUGUCUGGCAGCUUUCUCGAAGGUGGGAGUGCAUCAGGAACAGCUCUUUUAAGCGCAGCAGAAUAGAUUUCCGAGGAAUAGAUAGCUGUAGAACCAAUUCCUAUUUUUGGCUCGAAGGUAACAUCCGUCCUAUUUACAAUGAGAUUCGCUGCUUGUUUGCGGUGCAAUGUGGUCUUUGUUGUCCUCACGUUUCAUGCCCUUCGUUUUCUGUUUUUUCGGUAUGGGAGAUGUAAGCCAGUUAUAGAGGAAAUAGUUAUAGCUUGGGAAGAGGCAAACAUUUUUCCUUCUCAACCACCAUUUUUCAUUAGUAUGUGAUUAUAAUUGUUAAUAGAAUGAUACAUUUCGAAAGCAUGUCUUCGGUUUGUUA
This is a messenger RNA of Malus domestica (apple), 4257 nucleotides long. Its product is annotated as probable inactive ATP-dependent zinc metalloprotease FTSHI 5, chloroplastic. The record is from RefSeq and is a predicted model, not a curated record. NCBI's taxonomy places the organism in Eukaryota, Viridiplantae, Streptophyta, Magnoliopsida, Rosales, Rosaceae. Gene Ontology annotation, cellular component: chloroplast thylakoid. Gene Ontology annotation, biological process: proteolysis. Gene Ontology annotation, molecular function: ATP-dependent peptidase activity; ATP binding; metalloendopeptidase activity.